UAACGAUUCUUCAUUCGAACCAAAAACACAUCCAACGAACACGAUGACAACGAACCGAUCCACCAGACUUCUGGUGUUGCUAGUGUUGACAGCCCUGGUGGCCAGCCAACAGGCGUAUGCCGCCGCCGUGGGACUCAAGUGCGGUGGCAAGAGCGCCGUCUGCGUGGGACCACUCUCCUAUCAGCAGUGCGUCGAUGACCUGACCACCGGUCCGGUGGUGCCAUGCGAGCUAAACACCCGCUGCGUCACCGACGGCCUCGAGAUCUGUGUGCCGGUCAAGUCGGCCGCUGAGGCGCCCACGGCGGCUGUCGCCAAGAUGGUGACCAUCACCGACAGCCCCGUGGUGAGCGAGUCCGCCCCGCUCGUGGAUUCCACCAGCAGUGGUAGCGGCGUAGAGAUCUCCACCGAGGGUGUAGGUGCACCGGCCAGCGCUGUUCCGACUGAGCCAUCUGCUCCGGUUGAGACCACUCAGGCUCCGGUUGAGACCACUCAGGCUCCGGUGGAGACCACACAGGCUCCGGUGGAGACCACACAGGUGCCGGAAGAGACCACCCAGAUUCCGGUUGAGACCACUCAGGCACCGCUUGAAACCACCCAAGCUCCGGUCGAGACAACUACUGCAGCCAUUGAGGAGACCACCACAGGAUCGGAAGCACCACUGGAGCCGGAAUCGACGGUGCCCAGCGAUACAACUCCCGUGGACUCCACAUUGGCACCCGGAUCGGAAGGCACUUACCCAACCAUUGAACCCAACACACCAGGAGCAGACCCCAACGCUCCGGCGGGAACGACUCUUGCUCCCGGCGAAGUCGAUCCCAACAGCCCAAUCGACCCCAAUUCCCCUCUGAACCCGAACGCACCCGAAGAAUCUACUAACGAACCCGGAUUAGUUGACCCCACCCUACCGGCUGACACUACUGCAGAUUCUCCUGUUGAAGGAUCAACCGCAGCUCCCGGCACUCCGGCUGAUGUAACCACUGCUGCUCCAGGCGCUCCAGGUGAUGUCCCUACUGCAGCUCCCGGUUCCCCUGCUGAAGGAUCCUCGGCAGCUCCCGGAUCUCCUGCUGAUGUUACCACCGCCGCUCCUGGCGCUCCAGCUGAUGGAUCCUCUGCCGCUCCUGGAUCUCCUGCUGAUGGAUCGUCUGCCGCUCCUGGAUCUCCUGCUGAUGUCACCACCGCCGCUCCUGGCGCUCCAGCUGAUGGAUCCUCUGCCGCUCCUGGAUCUCCUGCUGAUGGAUCGUCUGCCGCUCCUGGAUCUCCUGCUGAUGUCACCACCGCCGCUCCUGGCGCUCCAGCUGAUGGAUCCUCUGCCGCUCCUGGCACUCCAGCUGAUGGAUCGUCUGCCGCUCCUGGAUCUCCUGCUGAUGUCACCACCGCCGCUCCUGGCGCUCCAGCUGAUGGAUCCUCUGCCGCUCCUGGCACUCCAGCUGAUGGAUCGUCUGCCGCUCCUGGAUCUCCUGCUGAUGUCACCACCGCCGCUCCUGACGCUCCAGCUGAUGGAUCCUCUGCCGCUCCUGGCACUCCAGCUGAUGGAUCGUCUGCCGCUCCUGGAUCUCCUGCUGAUGUCACAACCGCCGCUCCUGGCGCUCCAGCUGAUGGAUCCUCUGCCGCUCCUGGAUCUCCUGCUGAUGGAUCGUCUGCCGCUCCUGGAUCUCCUGCUGAUGUCACCACCGCCGCUCCUGGCGCUCCAGCUGAUGGAUCCUCUGCCGCUCCUGGCACUCCAGCUGAUGGAUCGUCUGCCGCUCCUGGAUCUCCUGCUGAUGUCACCACCGCCGCUCCUGGCGCUCCAGCUGAUGGAUCCUCUGCCGCUCCUGGAUCUCCUGCUGAUGGAUCGUCUGCCGCUCCUGGAUCUCCUGCUGAUGUCACCACCGCCGCUCCUGGCGCUCCAGCUGAUGGAUCCUCUGCCGCUCCUGGUGCCCCUGCUGAUGUUACGACUGCUGCUCCUGGCGCUCCAGCUGAUGGAUCCUCUGCCGCUCCAGCUGACGGAUCGUCUGCCGCUCCUGGAUCUCCUGCUGAUGUCACCACCGCCGCUCCUGGCGCUCCAGCUGAUGGAUCCUCUGCUGCUCCUGGAUCUCCUGCUGAUGGAUCGUCUGCCGCUCCUGGAUCUCCUGCUGAUGUCACCACCGCCGCUCCUGGAGCUCCAGCUGAUGGAUCCUCUGCCGCUCCUGGCCCUCCAGCUGAUGGAUCGUCUGCCGCUCCUGGAUCUCCUGCUGAUGUCCCCACCGCCGCUCCUGGCGCUCCAGCUGAUGGAUCCUCUGCCGCUCCUGGCCCUCCAGCUGACGGAUCGUCUGCCGCUCCUGGAUCUCCUGCUGAUGUCACCACCGAUGCUCCUGGCGCUCCAGCUGAUGGAUCCUCUGCCGCUCCUGGCGCUCCAGCUGAUGGAUCCUCUGCCGCUCCUGGUUCUCCUGCUGAAGGAUCUUCCGCAGCUCCCGGAUCUCCUGCUGAUGUAACCACCGCCGCUCCUGGCUCUCCUGCUGAAGGAUCCUCUGCCGCUCCUGGAUCUCCUGCUGAUGUAACCACCGCCGCUCCUGGCACUCCAGCUGAUGGAUCCUCUGCCGCUCCUGGAUCUCCUGCUGAUGGAUCGUCUGCCGCUCCUGGAUCUCCUGCUGAUGUCACCACCGCCGCUCCUGGCGCUCCAGCUGAUGGAUCCUCUGCCGCUCCUGGAUCUCCAGCUGAUGGAUCGUCUGCCGCUCCUGGAUCUCCUGCUGAUGUCCCCCCCGCCGCUCCUGGCGCUCCAGCUGAUGGAUCCUCUGCCGCUCCUGGAUCUCCAGCUGAUGGAUCGUCUGCCGCUCCUGGAUCUCCUGCUGAUGUCACCACCGCCGCUCCUGGCGCUCCAGCUGAUGGAUCCUCUGCCGCUCCUGGUUCUCCUGCUGAAGGAUCUUCCGCAGCUCCCGGAUCUCCUGCUGAUGUAACCACCGCCGCUCCUGGCUCUCCUGCUGAAGGAUCCUCUGCCGCUCCUGGAUCUCCUGCUGAUGUAACCACCGCCGCUCCUGGCAUUCCAGCUGAUGGAUCCUCUGCCGCUCCUGGAUCUCCAGCUGAUGGAUCGUCUGCCGCUCCUGGAUCUCCUGCUGAUGUCACUACCGCCGCUCCUGGCGCUCCAGCUGAUUCCAGUGUCCCAGCUGGUGGAGCUCCUGCUGAUUCCAGUGUCCCCGCUGGUGGAGUUCCUGCUGAUUCCAGUGUCCCCGCUGGUGGAGUUCCUGCUGAUUCCAAUGCUCCAGCUGGUGGUGAUCCUGCUGGCUCCAAUGCUUCCGCUAGUAGCACGCCUGGACCAUCUUCUGCGGGAUCAAAUCCGCCAGUUAUACCAUCGAUUCCGGUACUUCCUGGCGGAGCUGGCUCUUGGCCAUGGCAUCCUCGCCCAAACAGUCCGAUCCUGCCGCCAUCCUGGAGACCUCAGCUUCCUGGACAAAAUGGCCCAGGUGCUCCUGGCAGUGGGCUAAUCAAUGGCAGUGUCAACCCGUCCCAACGCCCACAUCCUUUCUGGCCCAACUGGCAAAACUGGGUAAACAGCUGGCGACCAACAAAGCCAGUUCCUAGCACCGAGGCUCCUGUCCAACCGCAGAAUCCUCAGCAGCCGCAGCAACCCCAAAAUCCACAGCAGCCCCAGCAACCGCAGAACCCUCAACAGCCUGCAAACAACAAUGCUGAGAACGCCGAAAGCGUAGAGCAAGCUGCUCCAGUUCCACCAGCCGAAGGACCAGCGUCUAACGAGAAUGCCUCCGUUGAGGACAGCAACAAGGCGCCAAGCGAGAAGUCGAAGGACAAGCCAAAGUCCGGGGAGGAUCAGUCCAAGGAGCAGGAACAGAAGAAGCCCAGCUCUGAGGAGAAGGAGAAGGACAGCAAGGAGAAGAGCGAUAAAGACAGCAAGGAGAAGAAGGACAAUGAUAACAAGGACAAGAAGGACAAGUCCAAGGAGGAGAAGGACAACGAGUCCCAGAAGGACAACGAAGGCGACGACGAGCCGAGCUCCAAGGAGAAGAAGCAAUACGUCAAGGACCUGAUCAAGAAGCUGAAGAAGGGCGACGAGUGCGACGAGGACGACGUCUAUCCGGAUGUCCGCGACUGCCGCAAAUACUACCGCUGCGAGGUGAAGAAGUCCGGCAAGCACAAGUUCGCCCACCUGCGCUGCGACAAAAAGGAGCGAUUCGACUGGCUUGCCCAGUCCUGUGUGCCCAAGGACGAGGCCCGCUGCCUGGAAAAAUAGGACUGGCAUAGGAAACAACUCCAUCUCCGUUCGACCUGCCGCCUUCCAAUGAUAGCCUCACAAUCAACUUUACUUUAAUAUUGGCAAUCUCCAAUCUUCAAUCUCCAUUUCCCUGGUCCUAUUUAAUUUAUUGCUCCAACUUAAAUAUGCAUACUUUUUUUUUGUUUUCCUCAAUAAAUCUUGAACCUUAUGAAAAUCUGGCAAA
Messenger RNA from Drosophila teissieri, 4406 nucleotides. Its product is annotated as collagen alpha-1(III) chain. NCBI's taxonomy places the organism in Eukaryota, Metazoa, Arthropoda, Insecta, Diptera, Drosophilidae. The transcript has 2 exons. Gene Ontology annotation, cellular component: extracellular region. Gene Ontology annotation, molecular function: chitin binding. The record is from RefSeq and is a predicted model, not a curated record. Bases 44 to 4201 code for a protein of 1385 amino acids.